Haemonchus placei is the source of this 402-nucleotide messenger RNA. The record is from the annotation of a GenBank genome assembly. NCBI's taxonomy places the organism in Eukaryota, Metazoa, Nematoda, Chromadorea, Rhabditida, Trichostrongylidae.
AUGUUACUUAGCUGGCUGGUCGGAGUCUUCGAUCUCAUGUCUUUUCCAGUUGAUGCCACUAAAGCGUAUGUGACCAAAGUGGAUCCCAUGGCAGAAAACCUCACCUAUAGUGGCAUUGUCAUUGAAAAAAUGGAAGGGUUCACGGGACGGUCACAGACGGAGUGUAUCCGUUACAAAGCCAAGUGCGAUGAGUUCAUGAAGUGUUUUGGAAACUGUGCAGAUUUUCUGAUUCGUGCCAGCGAUCUGAAUGAUGUGGACGAAGAACGACUGACUGACGAUCAGAAAAAAGCAGCUCAGAAUAUUCAGACAAAUCCGUGUGUUGGAAUGUUCGCUUACUGCCUAUCUGUCGACUACUUCAAACUAGCCCAUGUACUCCAGCUCACUACACCUGACGCUUUCUAA